AUGGCGGUGUUCGACGAUGUCAAGGACCCAGCACACGCGGACACAUCAGUUGUUGCAUCGCGACGCAUUUAUAACGAAGAUGUGCGAUUUGUCGAUGAGCAUGAACGGAACGACUUGGCCAGAGGACUGAAGCAACGACAUGUGCAGAUGAUCGCUAUUGCCGGAGCUAUCGGAACAGGUCUUUUUCUUGGGCUAGGUAGCUCCAUUGCAACUGGAGGACCAUUGGGAGCGCUUCUGGGUUAUUCAUUUGUCGGCGUUAUCGUUUGUGCCGUUCAGUUUGCCUUGGGAGAAGUUACUGCCCUCUUCCCUGUUACCGGAUCUUUUGUACGACACUCCGAGACACUCGUGGAUCCAGCUCUAGCUUUUGCUAUAGGAUGGAACAUUGUGUAUGGAAAUUUUUUGUCGGUUCCCAGCGAAAUCUCGGCGGCGGUUGUGCUUAUCCAGUACUGGAAUGAUACAAUCAAUCCGGCAGUUUGGGUAACCAUCUUCAUUGUCCUCUCCAUUUUGGUCGCGGUCAUCUUCAUAGGUGUCUACGGCGAGGUCGAAUUUUUCUUUGCCAUACUCAAAAUCUUGCUCGUCAUUGGCAUCGUGAUCAUGGGUCUCGUCAUUGACUUGGGCGGUGUUCCCGGACAACCCAGGCUGGGCUUUCAUUACUGGAAGACGCCGGGCCCGUUUGUCGAGUAUAUUGCUGAAGGCUCAUGGGGAAGGUUUUUAGGCUUCUGGGCCGUCAUGUCUAACGCAGUCUAUUCGUUUGCCGGAGUCGAGUCCCUUGCUAUGGCCGCUGCAGAGACGCAGAACCCGCGCCACAAUAUUCCCAAGGCCUGCAAACGUGUCUUUGCCCGGGUUACCAUCUUCUACGUUCUUGCUAUCCUAAUUGUCGGAAUGCUUGUUUCCAGUGACGACGAUCGACUCAGUAAUUAUUCCGGAACAGCUGCUCAGAGUCCCUUCGUCAUUGCAGCUAGUGAUGCCGGUAUCAAAGCUAUACCUUCUAUUGUCAAUGCGGUAGUCCUGACAUCUGCAUGGUCUUCGUCAAAUCAAGCUAUCCUCUCAGGAACCCGCACCUUGUAUGGGCUUGCAGUGAAGGGCCAUGCACCCAAAGUCUUCCUUCGGACUACGCGAUAUGGAACACCUUAUAUGUGCGUGGCCUUGCAGGUCGCCUUUUCUUUCUUAGCGUACAUGUGUGUAUCUAAUGAUGCCCUUACCGUCUUCUACUGGUUGGUCGAUUUGACCGCCGCUGGCGUCCUAAUCAGCUGGAUUACGAUCUCUUUGAACCAUAUCCGUCUGAUUCAAGCACUGAAAACACAGGGCUUUUCCCCGCAUGCAUUGCCCUGGCACAACUCGUGGACACUUGACAUUCUUCCCAGCUUAUGGGUCAUGCCGGAAAUUGGGCACCUUCCAGCUUUGUAUCAAGCUAUCUUACUCGUGGCUUUUGGUGGUUACAAACUUCUUCGCCGAACGAAAUAUGUCUCGUUGAAAGAUAUUCCCAUUGCCCAGGCUCUUGAGGAAGCACAGAAUGACCCAGAAAAUGUACCAAUUGGUAAGGGAAGGUGGUGGCAGCGAUGGAAUUUCCUGUGGUGA
Messenger RNA from Talaromyces amestolkiae, 1578 nucleotides. RefSeq lists its product as uncharacterized. Gene Ontology annotation, cellular component: membrane. The transcript is spliced from 5 exons. Gene Ontology annotation, biological process: amino acid transmembrane transport. Gene Ontology annotation, molecular function: amino acid transmembrane transporter activity. The record is from RefSeq and is a predicted model, not a curated record. The coding region runs from base 1 to 1578 and encodes 525 amino acids. NCBI's taxonomy places the organism in Eukaryota, Fungi, Ascomycota, Eurotiomycetes, Eurotiales, Trichocomaceae.